AUGGUUCAUGACAGUGCUCAGAUUCGGCUGCAGGGUGCCCAUGACUUCAUGGCUUACUAUGAGUUUGCUUGUGCCAGACAGGACUCAGUUCCUCUCCCUGCUGUUAAGAUGAAUCUUGACAAAGGAAUGCUGGACUUUAAUGGUGACAGGCUCAAGUUAAUAGACUGGCCACCCGUUCUCCACUCUGUAUCCAUCAACAAGCACUUGCAUCACAUUGCAAUAAGCAGCACAUUCCAAGCUAGUUUAGCUUCUGGAGAUGCAGAUAAAAGGUACCAUAAGCCAACCAUCAAAAAAAAGAUCCCAGCCGUUCGCACUAAGGACAUGACAUUUAAACUGUGCAAAGCACUGAGAGAGUGUCUGACUGUCUCUCCCAACCUCAAGACUCUACAAAUAAAUGGACUUCCUCUGAGAGAGAGGGACCUCAUCACUUUGACAAAAGGUUUGGCCAGAAGCACUUCCUUGGAAGACUUGUCUCUGGCUAAUUGUCCUAUCUCUGAUGAGGGCUUGGAGAUCAUUUGCCAAAGUGUUAAGUAUUCUACAAGUAUCAGGACAAUAGAUUUCACAGGAUGCAGUCUUACAUGGAGAGGGGCAGAGCAUAUGGCCAACAUUAUUAAGCAUCAGGGAAUGCAGAGACAUGGCGCUGCAUGGGCAGAGUCCCUGAGGUAUCGACUGCCACAGUUCGAGGGGAUGGGAGGCCUUCGUCGUGUCACCCUUAACUCUAACACUUUGGUUGGGGAUCGAGGGGCAGCUGCUCUUGCACAUGAACUGGCUGAGGAUCUCUGGGUUAAAGCGGUGGAUCUACAGAGGUGUGGUAUGUCCAACGAAGGAGCUCGUUGCUUGCUGGAGGCACUGAAAACUAAUUCUUCUCUGUGUGUGCUGGAUAUUCGUAGCAACCCUUUAGUCGACAAAGUCCUCAUUAAAACUGUGAUAGAAAAAGUUCUAAUGAAUGCAGAAGGUCAGUCACCUGAGUACUGCUGGAUCAAACCCAAAUCCACAGAGCCACCUAGAAUAUCUGGUCCAAAAAGGCGAGCCAUACCCAGCACAAUAAAAAGAAAAUCUGCAUUUAAAAUGGCCACUCUGAAAGGAACAUCAACAGGAGGAUGGAGUUCAGGUGUUGCUCAAACAGAGAAGUCCUGCUCCCACUCCUCUUAUGUGCCUUGGCGAGCUGCUGCCCGAGCUGGGCGCCAGAGAGGUAUGUCUCCUGGAGUUACUGUUAAAGAGCAAAGCUUUCAGGGUGCAGCUACAGUAAAGGUUACUGUGGAGUCCCAUUCAGAAGAAGAGGACAGUUAUGAAGAUGAAGAAGUGGUGCAGGCAGAGCAGACGCUGUCUUCUCGUCAUCUCCAGGACAGGAUCGCUGGACGACAUUUUGAGCGAUUUCAGAUGGAGCUGAAAGAGUGCCGUCUCAGGCUCGCAGAGGAGCGCAGGGCACGACUUAAAGCUGAGUCGAGGCUCAUGGAGUAUGAGUUGGAGAAUGCCCGACUUCGUGAUGCCAACCGUUCCCUGUCAGAAGCACUUUCAGUUGUUGGUUCUAGAUCUGCACCACCUGCUUUCAGUGCUCUGGAAGAUGAGGCAGUCCUUGAGAGCAUUGAGAGCUCAUUUACCAAGUUCCAUGCCUUCCUGGACCUCCUUAAAGAUGCUGGUCUAGGUCAGCUAGCUUCGAUGGCGGGGAUUAACACGUCAGAUUUCCAGCCUGUAGGAAAACCCCAGCUCUCCUCGACAGUGGGACCACAUCCGGAUGGUGCAACUUCAGCGACUGUCGGGGGUAAGGACGUUCAGGCAAACACUGAGGCUGCAUAUUUGGUGCCUAAUCUCCCUGGCGGAGCAGCAAACACCCCCACUCACAGGUUUCCACCUCCUGUCGGGGAACCCUUACAUAAAGACAGACUACUAGACACGACCUUUAGUCAUGCUGGAGGAGAUAGACAAGACCCUGCUGUGGAUGAAGAAGUGGAACCACAUCAAUAUUUAAGGCCUGAUAUUCAGCAGGACUCAGGGUCGGAGCAUAGUUUUCGUAGCAACAAGUUCCUUGACAACAUUUCCUUUGGAAAAACCUUCCAGACUCAACCAACGAGCUGGAGGGGUGAAACCAGAAGCAACAGUUCCCAUGGAAACAGCUUCAGCAACAGUCAUGUCACCCAGAGCGUUAGGUCUCAUGGUAGUUCACCUGAUAGCCUUAGUGAGAUUAUUAGUGACAGAGCAGAGUCUGCGGGGUCAGCGGGGUCAAGAAAUCAUGGAAUGGGGAGGCUGGUGACAGUCAGUCAGUCUGGGUCAAAAGGGUCAGAGAGAAAAACCUAUCCUGGGAGGGCUGCUCUGAAACAGGUCAGACCUCUGAGUGGUCAGUCAGAUGAUGAGUCCUAA
Messenger RNA from Nematolebias whitei (Rio pearlfish), 2358 nucleotides. It is a transcript of the gene cep78, whose product is annotated as centrosomal protein 78. Lineage: Eukaryota; Metazoa; Chordata; Actinopteri; Cyprinodontiformes; Rivulidae. Gene Ontology annotation, cellular component: centrosome. The record is from RefSeq and is a predicted model, not a curated record. Gene Ontology annotation, molecular function: protein binding.